Messenger RNA from Centruroides sculpturatus (bark scorpion), 1675 nucleotides. RefSeq names its product BTB/POZ domain-containing protein 6-like. Gene Ontology annotation, molecular function: protein binding. NCBI's taxonomy places the organism in Eukaryota, Metazoa, Arthropoda, Arachnida, Scorpiones, Buthidae. The record is from RefSeq and is a predicted model, not a curated record. Gene Ontology annotation, cellular component: P-body; cytosol. Gene Ontology annotation, biological process: neurogenesis. The transcript is spliced from 3 exons. Bases 204 to 1529 code for a protein of 441 amino acids.
UGCAUUUUUUGCGAAGAUUUAACCUUUGGAUCGUUUUCUUCAUUUUAUCUUCCUUUUAUCAAUUUAAAUAAUAUCAAAGUUAAUGAUAAAUGUAUUAAAUUCCAUAAAAUAUUAUUUAAUAAUAGAUAAUAAUCGGUGGAAUUAAGACCUUCCGGGCCCUUAGUAAUAGAAAAUUGGAUAUCCUUUACUUUUCGUAUUUGGAAAUGGUCUGUUGGCAAAAUACACGUCUGUUUCUGACUUCAAAGCUAGAAUAUUUAAUGAAAUCAAAAUGCUUGUCAGAUGUGUUAUUCAUCGUUGGAAAACAACCAAAUCGAAUGAAAUUUCAUUCCCACAAAUUCAUGUUUUCUAUUUAUAGUGAUGUGUUUGAAUCCAUGUUUGAUGAUCCUUCCAACAAUACAAAGAAUGCAAAACAGAUGAUAAUUCGUAUAAACGAUAUAGAAGGGCAUAUUUUCGAAAAAAUGUUUAAAUUCAUAUAUACAGAAGAAGUUGAUCACAAUGAUUUGUCAGAUACGGUUGAACUCUACUUCUUAUCUAAAAAGUACAAUAUUUUGCCAUUAAUGACUGAAUGUAAGGCAAUCAUAGAAGCAGAAGUUACUUCAGAAAAUGUGUGCAUUGUUUAUCGUUUUGCACUUUCUAUUAAUGAUGAAUCUUUAAUUGCUAAAUGUGAAAACAUAAUAAAAACUGAAACAAUGAUGGUUUUAAAAUCAGAAUCAUUCAUGAAAUCUUCAUUAGAAAUUGUAGAAAGAAUAGCAUCAUUCGAUUUUCUUUUUAUUCCUAAAGAAGUGGUUCUUUAUGAUUCCAUUUUAUGCUGGGCCACUGAAGAAGCUAGAAGACAGGGAAUUACACCAACACCGAAUGACUUGAGAAAUAUAAUGUAUCCAAUUACUACUCAUAUUAGAUUUCUUAGUAUGACUCAAGAAGAAUUAUUUAACAGACCAGUAAGAAGUGGAAUAUUCAAAAAGGAAGAGAUCGUGGGCAUUGCAAUGCACAAAUCUCAACCUGAUCUAUACCCUUCAUUGCCAGAAUGGUGCAGUUGGAAAAGAGGAAAUAGAAUUGAAAAUAUCGAUAUUAAAAAAUCUGAAUCACAGUUAAUGAAAAUUUGUAUUCCAUGUAAAAAAUCGAUUAUAAAAAAGAAUUUAUACGUAGAUUGUAUUGUUUCGCCUUUAUGGACAGAUUUUGCGUUGCAGGGCAUUACUCUAUGCUUUAAGAAGUCCACCGAAAUACCAACUCUGCAGAUUUUCGAACAAAAUAAGGCGUCCCGAUUCAUUCGGUUUAAAGAAGAAGAUGAAACUAAAUCAGAGAAGGAUGGCAAAUACAAAAUUAAAUUAUUAUCACCAAUUAUAAUGAUUAAAAACCAUAAUUAUUAUAUUAAAAUGAACACUGUAAAUCCUGUGACUAUGUGUAAUCACUCUGUUUCUGUAGAUAGAGAACUGAUUGAUGAAGUAUUUUUCAGUAUAAUGUAUAAAAUCCAUGAUAAUUGUCAUAUAAGUGAAAUCUUGUGUACUGUAGUGAAAGAAACAAUUCUUUGAAUCAAAGAAACUUUUAAGCAAGUAAAAUUAGAUAAAACGAUAAAAAACAGAUUUGAAGUUUCACAGUUUGUUAUGAUUGUUGAUUGAAUUAUUGAAUGCAAUCUCAAAAACUUAAAAGAUAACAAAAAACUAGUGUUGUAAAAAAA